Molecule: messenger RNA, 990 nt
Organism: Ipomoea nil (Japanese morning glory)
Lineage: Eukaryota; Viridiplantae; Streptophyta; Magnoliopsida; Solanales; Convolvulaceae
Exons: 3
Coding region: 1-990 (329 amino acids)
Biological process (GO): regulation of DNA-templated transcription
Molecular function (GO): DNA binding
Source: RefSeq, a predicted model, not a curated record
AUGGAAAAGGAGAAGGCAAGCAUGGAGGUAACGGAUUUGAAGGCGUUUAGCGAUCAAUACUUCAAAUCACUCCCGCCGGGAAUCCGGUUCCGGCCAACGGACGGAGAACUGGUGGAGUACUUGAAGAAGAAGGUUUUGAAGGAGGCGAUGCCUCUCCACCGGAUUAAAACCUGCAAUAUUUACCUAUACCAUCCCAAUGAUAUUUGCAGGCCGGAUGAUGUGGCGAGGGAGAAGGAAAGGUAUUUCUUCACCACGAGGAUUAAGAAGUAUCCGAACGGAGCAAGGCCGGACCGGAAAGCCGGCGAUGGGUAUUGGAAAGCCACCGGUAGGGAUAUGCCUAUCUCAUGCAAUGGCCAGCUAGAUGAGUGCGUUUUAGCCAAGAUCUAUGAAAAGACCACCGGUUCCAAGAAAACUGCUGGCCCUUCUUCUCCAUCUCAAGAUGAUAGCCAACAGAUUAUUCUGGACGGUUCAGAGCAGCUACCACCUGAAGAACAAGAUAAUCCGAUCUUGGAGCCAGAAAACACCCCCACGGCUGAGCAAGUAGCGGCGCCGCCGCCGCCGCAAUAUCCAUAUCACCAAAACCCCAUGCCGGAAGCCACCGCCGCCGCACACCACGGUUAUAAUACCUACAUGAUGAUCCCGGAACCAGAACCACUGCCACUGCCACCACCCGAAGCUCAAGAUUACCCGAUCUUGGAACCAAUACAAUCCCACAUGGCACCGCAAGUUGCGGAGCUGCCGCCAUUUCCACAUCAAGAAAACCCCAUGGACGAAGCUGCCGCCGCCGCCGCAUUCUACAGCUGGGAUGCCGGGAGCUAUGGAUUUGAAAGCCUGCAGACAGUUGACAAUUGUUAUGGUAUUAACAGUGGAGCUUUUGGUGGUUUUGAAGAGGACAAUAAUGACUUCUGGGGUUCUCAAAACGGCGGCCUGGAAGAUGUGGUAGCCAUGUAUGCAAGGCACAAACAAAACGAAAACGAGAAAAAAGAAUGA